Molecule: messenger RNA, 3187 nt
Organism: Phoenix dactylifera (date palm)
Lineage: Eukaryota; Viridiplantae; Streptophyta; Magnoliopsida; Arecales; Arecaceae
Gene: KT2
Product: potassium transporter 2
Biological process (GO): potassium ion transmembrane transport
Cellular component (GO): plasma membrane
Molecular function (GO): potassium ion transmembrane transporter activity
Source: RefSeq, a predicted model, not a curated record
AGGAGAUAUUGGCACACUUCUCACGUGAUGCAGCUUGCUUUGCUUAUCUCCAUCUUUGAUGCUUUGAGGGCUCCACCAUCUUGUUGCAUGUCAUUGGCUUUCUUUGAGGGCUCCCCUCUCUCACUCCCCUGAAUCCCACCAUUUUCGUUUAUUCCGUUCUCGAGGCCUGGAAAAAAUUCUUGUGCAUGUCGGUGAAGAAUGCUUUGGGUUAUGUGGAUGGAUAGCUUUGUGCUUCACAUGGCUCUGUCUUUUACUUCUACCCAUGUAAAUUUUUUAUUCAGAGGAUGGUCUCUUACACGAAAGUGGUUCGCUUUUCAUGAAUGCAUUGUAGACAUGGAGAAAGGAGGCUGUGUGUAGAAAUGCCUUCCCUUGUUGUAUACUUGGGUUCGGAAGCAUGCGAGUAGAAUGAUAAAAAAAUUGUGCAGGGAAAGUGCUUGUCUCAGUCUUAGAUCUACCUGCGGAGGUCGCAUAGAAUAAAGGCUAUAUCUGAAGAUCAAGUUUUAGCUUGAUAAUGAAUCCUGAUUUAGGAAGAAGUUUCACUGCUCCAAAGAAGGAUUCUUGGAAGGCCAUCUUGCUUUUAGCAUAUCAGAGCCUAGGUGUGGUGUAUGGGGAUUUGAGUAUAUCCCCUUUGUAUGUUUAUAAGAGCACCUUUGCAGAGGAUAUAAAACAUUCAGAGACAAACGAGGAGAUUUUGGGUGUGCUUUCGUUUGUGUUCUGGACUCUUACCCUUGUCCCUCUCUUCAAGUAUGUUUCCAUAGUUCUUAGAGCUGAUGACAAUGGUCAGGGUGGUACUUUCGCCCUAUAUUCUUUGAUAUGCAGGCAUGCCAAUGUAAGCCUUCUGCCUAACAGACAGGUUGCAGAUGAAGAACUCUCCACUUACAAACUGGAAAGCCCUCCAGAAACAAAUAAUAAGUCAAGGGUGAAAAUUUGGCUUGAGAGGCAUAAGAACUUGCACACUGCCUUGCUAGUAGUGGUUAUGCUUGGUACCUGUAUGGUGAUUGGAGAUGGUGUACUCACUCCAGCUAUAUCAGUUUUUUCUGCAGUUUCAGGACUCGAGUUAGCCAUGUCCAAAGGCCACCAUGAAUAUGCUGUGGUUCCAAUUACUUGCUUUAUAUUAAUAUGUUUAUUUGCCCUCCAACACUUUGGUACUCGUCGGAUUGGAUUUCUAUUUGCACCAAUUGUCCUGACCUGGCUACUCUGCAUCAGUGCACUUGGCAUCUAUAAUAUUGUUCACUGGAACCAACAUGUUUAUAAAGCCCUUUCCCCAUAUUACAUGUUUAAGUUCCUGAAAAAGACGAAAAAAGGUGGCUGGAUGUCCUUGGGUGGAAUUUUACUGUGCGUAACAGGAUCAGAGGCAAUGUUUGCAGAUCUCGGACACUUCUCAUACACUGCAAUUCAGAUUGCUUUCACUUUACUAGUGUAUCCGGCACUGAUUUUGGCAUACAUGGGUCAAGCUGCUUAUUUAUCAAGGCAUCAUAGAAUCUAUUCAAGUUACCAGAUUGGCUUUUAUGUUUCAGUUCCAGAGAGUGUAAGGUGGCCUGUGCUUGGACUGGCAAUUUUAGCUUCUGUGGUGGGAAGCCAAGCAAUCAUUAGUGGAACAUUCUCUAUCAUAAACCAGAGCCAAUCGCUCGGCUGCUUUCCUAGAGUCAAAGUAGUGCAUACCUCAGAGAAAAUUCAUGGGCAGAUCUACAUCCCAGAGAUCAAUUGGAUGCUCAUGAUCCUCUGCAUAGCAGUUGCUGUUGGAUUUAGAAACACAAAACACAUGGGCAAUGCAUCUGGACUAGCAGUGAUCACAGUGAUGUUGGUUACUACAUGCCUCACUUCUCUAGUCAUGAUCCUUUGCUGGCAUAAGCCCCCACUCCUGGCCCUUGCUUUUCUUCUAUUCUUUGGCUCAAUUGAGGUCCUCUACUUUUCUGCCUCCCUCAUCAAAUUUCUUGAGGGUGCCUGGGUCCCCAUCCUCCUUGCUCUCUUCCUCAUGACUGUCAUGUUUGUCUGGCACUACACGACAAUCAAGAAAUAUGAAUUUGACUUGCACAACAUGGUUUCCUUGGAAUGGCUCCUUGGACUUGGUGACAAUCUUGGUAUUGUCCGCGUUCCUGGCAUUGGCCUUGUGUACACGGAUCUCAUCUCUGGCAUACCUGCUAACUUCUCCCACUUCGUCACCAACCUUCCAGCAUUCCACUGCAUCCUAGUUUUUGUCUGUGUUAAAUCUGUUCCUGUCCCUUUCGUGCCUCCUGCUGAAAGAUACCUUCUGGGUCAUGUUGGACCACCAAACCACCGGUCAUAUCGAUGCAUUGUUCGAUAUGGGUACCGUGAUGUCCACCAGGAUAUCGACUCUUUUGAAUCUCAGCUUAUUGCUAGUUUAUCUGACUUCAUACGGUCCAAAGCAUCAUAUGGUGGCGUGCGGUCUGGUGAGUCAAUGGAUGGGGGUGAAUGCAGACUCACUGUUAUUGGGAGCAAUGCACUCGCAUGUCCUCCCAAAUAUGAUUUUGAGGAAAACAUCCAACCGGCUAGUGUGUUAAUCGAGUUCCCUGACAAGGGGAAUGCAAUGGAAUUGGCGCCUAUUAGUACAGGGAAGAAGGUUCGCUUCUUUCUAGAAGAUGACGAUAGCUCAGAAUUGUAUAAACAUGUAGAAGAAGAGCUUGAGGAUCUAUGCGAGGCACGUGAAGCUGGGACUGCAUUCAUAUUGGGGCAUUCGCAUGUGCGAGCAAAGCCAGGGUCAUCCAUCAUGAAGAAGGUGGCAAUUGAUUUCGGAUACAACUUCCUGAGUAGGAAUUGCCGGGGCCCGGAUGUUGCACUGCGGGUGCCUCCAGCAUCACUGCUUGAGGUCGGGAUGGUUUAUGUAUUGUGACUUGUGAGCUGAAAGCCUGUGCAGCCAUGUAAGUAAAUUGAUCCCUUUGAUGUACUAUAUUAUGUGAGGGACACUGGCAGUUCUAAAAUCAUGGUGGAGCCUCAACUGCCUGAGGUCGGGAUGAUGCAUGUAUUGUUAGCUGAAACUUGCACAGCCAUGUGAGUAAGAUCAUCUCUGCCAAAAUGUUUUGGGAAUGUACUAUUGUAUCUCAAGAGAAUGUAACAGCGUGACAAUACUUGGAAAAUCUUUGAUUGAAUGGGUCUGAGAAUUAACUAGUACUGAGUAUCUGGCUGUUAGAUCUUACCUGAAGAAUUAAGUAAAAAUUUGCAAUUGUCA